UGAGAGUAGCAGUACGAUUUUAAAUCCACCACGCUUUCAUCGUAUCACCCAGCAGUGUUGAACCGAUUCCAGUCCAUAAGAAAGUAUUUUACGGAAGUUGCUGAAAAGUCUUUCUUUGGAGGGAUUGUGGUUUUGACUGAAAUGGCAAAAGGCAGUAAAAAUGUGCAGAGAACCGACGUAAAAACUGAGGACAUUGCUGAACAUAUAGUGAACUCGCAGAAAGAGACAAAGGAAAACAAACCAGCGGCUAAAAACAAGGACUACAAAGGUCAAAUACAGUCCGUUCUCCAGAUUAUACGGAGUCCCAGAAAACCUCGAUCCCCUCUGAGUGACAGUUCAAUCAUGUUGAUCCAGGAAGGAAAUGAGUCUGAUGUGGCAAAUGUUGAUGUGCCCAAGGCAAGAAGAGUUCAAUCAUUUUCCCACAGAAGAUGUGAGAGUUUGUUUUGUUAUUAUUUGUGUGUCUUGCAUUAUUUAGAGGAGCAAAAAGCUAAAGAAAUAAAAAGUGAAAGCUGUGACUCCAAAGAGCAGAAUCAGGAGAUUUUGUGUCAGAAUCAUGGGACCAAAGUCAAGGAGCAAAUAACCAACCAGUCGGAUCAAAAAGAUUCAACCAUUCGCAUGAGUCAGGUUGGGUCAGGAGCAGAGGGCAAAGUUUCAGCGCCCAAAUCACGCAACAGGACGGGCCAGAAACCUGCAGCAAAGAAGCUGGAAAAUAAAGCUUCCCAAAACAGAAAGGUCACAGACUACUAUCCAAUCAGAAGGAGCAACAGAAAAACAAAGGCAGAAUUAAAGACUGAAGAACACAAACAUCUUGAUGACCUGAUAAAGAGAGGGACUGAAGUAGGAAUGCAGGUGAAACACAUAGAAGGCAAAGGCAGAGGAGUGUUUGCUCUAAAGAGCUUCAGUAAAGGAGAGUUUGUUGUGGAGUACCAUGGAAACCUGCUGGAGUUAGCAGAGGCUAAAGUCAGAGAGGCUGAGUAUGCUCAGGAUCCUUCUACAGGCUGUUACAUGUACUACUUCCAGUAUCAGUCCAGAACUUACUGCGUUGAUGCUACAAAAGAAACCAGUCGCCUUGGAAGGCUGGUUAAUCACAGUAAAAGUGGGAACUGUCAGACCAGGCUUCACCCCAUCGAUGGAAGCCCACAUCUGAUCUUGGUGGCCUCCAGAGACAUUGAGGCAGGAGAGGAGCUGCUCUAUGACUAUGGUGAUCGUAGCAAAGCCUCCAUCUCUGCUCAUCCUUGGCUGAAACACUGAUGGUUUUGUGAUUAUCGGUCAGUUCUGCUGUGGACAUGGCUGCAGAUGAGCCACAUCCACCGCAUUACUAUUUUUUUUAAUAUAGCAGCAAGAAAUGGUUUGUUUCAAAGACACUGAAACUCCAACUUGUGAUGUGUGCUUUUAUUAUUCUUUUAUAUUUCUCUUAUGUAAACAGUAUUUGAGUAGGAUAAUAGUGUUUCCACUUUCCAAUGACUAACACUGAUGUGAUGAAAUUGUAAAUUAUUGCUUGUGCUGUACAACAGUUCAACUUAUUGCAGCUUGUACUUAAUAGGGAGAAAAUAUAAGAUGGUAAUAAAAUCAGUCUUACAGAUA
This is a messenger RNA of Cynoglossus semilaevis (tongue sole), 1584 nucleotides long. RefSeq names its product lysine methyltransferase 5Ab (gene kmt5ab). Gene Ontology annotation, molecular function: histone H4K20 methyltransferase activity; protein binding; transcription regulator activity. Gene Ontology annotation, cellular component: nucleus; polytene chromosome. Gene Ontology annotation, biological process: regulation of transcription by RNA polymerase II; regulation of DNA damage response, signal transduction by p53 class mediator. The coding region runs from base 142 to 1251 and encodes 369 amino acids. The record is from RefSeq and is a predicted model, not a curated record. The transcript is spliced from 8 exons. NCBI's taxonomy places the organism in Eukaryota, Metazoa, Chordata, Actinopteri, Pleuronectiformes, Cynoglossidae.